Messenger RNA from Striga asiatica, 2016 nucleotides. Lineage: Eukaryota; Viridiplantae; Streptophyta; Magnoliopsida; Lamiales; Orobanchaceae. The record is from the annotation of a GenBank genome assembly.
CUAUAAUCUAUAUACGGCUAUAUCAGAGUAAAGAUAUAUAUACCGGCCUGCCCUCACUAUUUUCAGCAAUCCCUUAAAAAUUCUUCCAAUUCUAUUACAAAAGUAACAAAACGAUAAAAAAGAGAGUGAGGGAGAGAGAGAAAAUUAGAAAAUAAAAAUAAAAGAAGGAAAGACAGAUGGAAAUAGAUAUUUCGAGGGGAAACGCAAACGAAGUGCUACACGCCUCCUCCUUCUCCACUCUCCGAUCAUAUCUCCGGGCACUCUCCGACACCCCCAACCGCCUCCUCCUCCGCGCCUUCUCCGCCUCCACCUCCUCCGACGAGAUCGCCAGGUCCCGCUCCGGCUCCACCCUCAAACGCACCCUCCGCUGGUACGACCUCGUCGGACUCGGCCUCGGCGGCAUGGUCGGCGCCGGCGUCUUCGUCACCACCGGACACGCCGCCCGCCUCCUCGCUGGCCCCUCCGUCGUCCUCUCCUACGCCAUCGCCGGCUUCUGCGCCCUCCUCUCCGCCCUCUGCUACACCGAAUUCGCCGUGGACAUGCCCGUCGCCGGCGGCGCUUUCAGCUACAUCCGCGUCACCCUCGGAGAGUUCCCGGCAUUCCUCGCCGGCGCCAACCUGAUCGCCGAAUACGUCCUGUCCAACGCCGCCGUGGCCAGGGGCUUCACGGCCUACCUCGGCACCGCGCUCGGCCUCCCCGGCACGACCCGCUUGAGAAUCUCGAUCCGCACCCUGCCCGACGGUUACAACCAGAUGGACCCAAUCGCAGUCGCCCUAAUCCUGCUGCUCACCCUCGUAAUCUGCUACAGAACGAGGGAGAGCUCGUGGGUGAACAUGGCGCUGACGAUUUUGCACCUGUCUUUCAUAAUAUUUGUGAUAGCGAUGGGGUUUUGGAGGGGGAAGUCGAAGAAUUUCACGGAGCCCGGUAACCCGAGAAAUGCGGGCGGGUUCUUCCCAUUCGGAGCAUCGGGGGUGUUCAACGGGGCGGCCACGGUGUACCUGAGCUACAUAGGGUACGACGCCGUCUCGACCAUGGCGGAAGAGGUGAGGAAUCCGUUGACGGAUAUUCCGGUGGGCGUGGCCGGAUCCGUCGUGCUCGUAACUGUCCUAUACUGCUUGAUGGCGGCUUCCAUGACGGCCCUCCUCCCUUACGACAUGAUCGACCCGGAGGCUCCGUUCUCGGGGGCAUUCAGAGGGGACGGGUCGUACGGGUGGGUGUCAAACGUGAUAGGGGUCGGGGCUAGUUUCGGUAUAUUGACGUCGAUACUGGUGGCCAUGCUGGGGCAGGCGCGGUACAUGUGCGUGAUCGGGCGAUCGGGUGUGGUCCCCAAGUGGUUCGCGAGGGUCCACCCUUACACAUCAACGCCUCUCAACGCUUCCCUCUUUCUUGGAAUUUGCACUGCAGUAAUAGCACUAUUCACCGACCUAAACAUCCUACUUAACCUCGUCUCUAUCGGCACCCUCUUCGUCUUCUAUAUGGUCGCCAAUGCAGUAAUCUUCAGACGCUACGUUGCCCGAGGGACCACAAACCCUUUGCCCACUCUCUCCUUCCUUCUAUGCUUCACCCUCACCAGCAUCGCUUUCACCCUUCUCUGGAAAUUCGGGCCGCCAGGCAAGCCCAAAGCCGUCAUGCUGGGCUCAAGCGUGGCCUUGGCUAUUGCCGUUGUACAGUUGUUCCAUUUCACGGCCCGCCAGGCCCGAAAACCGGAGUCUUGGGGGGUCCCACUCAUGCCGUGGACACCUUGCGUUUCCAUAUUCCUCAACAUAUUCCUGUUGGGUUCGGUCGAUGGCCGGUCUUACGUUAGGUUCGGAAUCUUUUCGGCACUUACGGUGCUCUUGUAUGUUCUGUACAGCGUCCACUCAAGCUUCGAUGCCGAUAAAAGUGGGUCCCUCGUGAAGGAGUAUGAUAUUGAUACCAAUGUUCCUACAGGCGAUGCUCCAAAAGUGUGAACUUAUUAAUUUCUUUGAAUAUUGUUGGGCUUCCUUGUGUAUUUUUGUCCUUGUAUUAACUUUAGAG